CCUCGGAUUGUUGUGAUCAAUUCUUCCAUCCGUUCCCUUCCAUCCACCAGCCAGAUUCUUUCGCCGACUCUACCUAACUCCCUCCUACCUCCACAUCUUUACAUCUUCACAUCUUCACAAUGGGUGACAACAACCAGGCCACGACCUUCGGCAACGACCCGGCUGCCAAUGCUUCCGAUGCUGCUGCCUUCGGCAAGGGCAAGGGUAAAGCUACCGAGGACCCUACCGCCAUGGAAAUGAGCAUGGAUGAGGAGGAGGAAAGCGAGAGCGAGGGCGAGGACAUGAUCAACGACGAUGACGACGACGAUGAUCAGGACACCCUUGAGCCCAUCUCUUCCGAUAACAUCAUCAGCGGAGGACGGCGCACUCGCGGAAAGAACAUCGAUUUCCAGGAGGCUGCCGAGAAGCUUAAGAACGACGACAUUGACGAUGAUGACGAUGACGAGGACUUCGCACCCAACGAGGACAAUGACGACGACGACAAGAUGCGCCAGUAGCUGCAAUUUUCCGUGGUGAUUGACGAGAUACCCAAAAAUCAAUGAGAAAUGAAAAUGCUACAAACAAGCAAAAAUCUUGGGAACAAGUAGCGCAACUGGGAAACAUAGUGGCCGGCGCAGGUUAAUCGGGUGCUUUCUCUGUCUUUACUCCAAUAGUUCGUAUUUUUCUUUAGCUGCGAAUCUAAUUGCAUACGAAAGUCUAUG
Messenger RNA from Aspergillus steynii IBT 23096, 701 nucleotides. RefSeq names its product histone H2A.Z-specific chaperone CHZ1. NCBI's taxonomy places the organism in Eukaryota, Fungi, Ascomycota, Eurotiomycetes, Eurotiales, Aspergillaceae. The transcript is spliced from 3 exons. The coding region runs from base 120 to 497 and encodes 125 amino acids. The record is from RefSeq and is a predicted model, not a curated record.